Messenger RNA from Gymnodraco acuticeps, 1377 nucleotides. RefSeq names its product chromodomain-helicase-DNA-binding protein 8-like. The transcript has 7 exons. The record is from RefSeq and is a predicted model, not a curated record. The coding region runs from base 686 to 1036 and encodes 116 amino acids. Lineage: Eukaryota; Metazoa; Chordata; Actinopteri; Perciformes; Bathydraconidae.
CAUUUCCAUUCCUUAUAUGCAAAUGAACGGGGCGUGGUUAGCUCACAGGUCCAGAGACCCAGACCAAAGCAACAGCACCACACUGACUACUCGAGAAGAGGAAGAAAAUGGAGGAGAAGGACUAUAAGGCAAACUACUAAAUGAAAAUAACAACAUGGAAGACGUCGGUGGGCUCCAAGACUUAACUGGUUCUUAUCUGGUCUUAUCUGGUCUUCUCUGGUCCGCCCAAUGCUGCUCUUCUGAGAGCAACCGCUCUGACAGCUCUCUCUAGUCUCUACUGGGAAACAGCUAAAAGUCCUUCUGGAGGCUUUGCAUUUGAACUCCUAUGACUGGUUGCGGACUUGAAGGGAACGCCUUCCUGACAUCCAGGAAAAAGGUGAGAUUAUAAUACAUUUGAAUGCCAAAAGCAAGUUAUUGUUUUUAACUUUUGAAAUAUGAUUGUUUUGGGUCAUUUCAGUUUUAUUCGACAGGCAGUAGAGAUCUACUGGAAACAGUGGAGAGGGAGGAGAUGAUAUGCAGCAUACGGCCCAGCCGGAUGGUUGCUGCUCCGUGUGGAACGUGUCCUAUCAGGUGUAACAUUGUAACAUCUACCAAUGGUUGUACAUGACAGAGACCUCCUCCGCCUCUUUGCUGUCUUACUAGUCAAUCCUUCUGAUCAGGUCCUUUCCUAAAUAGUGAAAGGAUCAUGCCAGCCCACAUCAAACACCUGAUCAAGAGCACUGCUGCAGACACCUGUGUGAUAUUCCACUCUGACUGGAACCCUCAAAAUGACCUGCAGGCUCAAGCUCGGUGUCAUCGUUUUGGCCAGUCUAAGGCGGGGGAGGUGUACCGUCUGAUCACUAGAAACUAUGAGAGGGAAAUGCUGGAUAAAGCUAGUCUGAAGCUCGGGCUGGACCGUCCCGUCCUGCAGAGCAUGAGUGGCAACAACAACGGGCCGGUCCAGCAGUUCUCCAAGAAGGAGAUCGAGGACCUGCUGAGGAAAGGAGCCUUCGCCGCCAUCAUGGACGAGAACGACGAAGGCAAUCGCUUCUGCUAGGAGGACAUCGACCAGAUCCUGCAGCGAAGAGCCACCAUCAUCACCAUCACCAGUUUGCUUCAAGCAGUGGCUGCAUGAGAAAGACGUGGAGGACCAAGAAAUGCUGGCCAGAUUGGCAAAGACCGGAAGAUACAUAACAGAGAAGAUAAUGGAUAUUAACAAGAAAAAGAAAAAAAAUGUUUAUAAUUUCUUUGUUGCUGUUUACAUUUUGAAUUAUAUUUGUUAUUUUUAAAUCAAAUGCAUCUUUUUUAGAUGAUAUAUUUAUUUAGAUGUAGGUUUUUUUUUGUAAUAUUAUUGUAUCAAGUAUAAUUUAUGAAAUAAAAAUACUGUUAUGAACACUA